CUGUUUGCGAGUCAAGCGAGUGUUCGUCACUUUUGUCUUUCUCUGCGGGAUUAAAAGUGACAAACAUCUUUUUGUUUCGUGCUGACAUCAUGAACUUGUUUUUAUUCUUUCUUCUGGUCGUGCAAAUGCACAGCGUGACGCCUGUGAUUCACACGCUGCAGUAUUUCGAAACUGCGUCCUCUCAAGUUCCAAACUUCCCAGAGUUUGUGAGUGUUGGUUAUGUUGAUGGAGUUGAGAUUAGUUACUAUGACAGCAACAUCAGGAAAGCAGAAUCCAAACAGGACUGGAUGAACAAAAUCACAGCAGAGGAUCCAAAAUACUGGCAGAGAGUAACAGAGAUCAAUGUUGGUAAUGAGUUAAUUACCAAACACAACCUUGAAGUUCUUAAGAAGCUUUUCAACCAAACUGGAGAGCUUCCAGAGGUGUUCCUCCUCCAGAAGACGCCAUCCUCUCCAGUCACCUGCAUGGCGACAGGUUUCUACCCCGACUUAGCCGACCUGUUUUGGAGGAAAGACGGCGAGCAGAUCUUCGAGGACGUGGAGCACGGAGAGCUGCUCCCCAACCACGACGGAACCUUCCAGAUGUCGGUGGAGCUGAAAGUGGAGGUGACGGCCGAGGUGGAGGGCAAGUACGAAUGUGUGUUCCAGCUGUCUGGCGUCAAGGAGGACCUGGUCACCAAGCUGGAGAGAAGAAGCAUCCUGAGCAACGCAAGCCAUGAAGACAACUGGAGCGUCGCCCUCGCUGCCACGGCGGCGGUCGUCGCUGUGGCGGCCGUCCUGGCGGCCAUCAUCAUCGUCAUGGUCAGGCGUCACAGAAACAGACAAGGUGAGGGACACCAAUGUCGUCCGUCUUCUUCUUCUUCUUCUUCUUCUUCUUCUCGGUCCAGGCCGUGAGUUGAUGCUUUCAUCCGGGCUGCAUGUUUUAGUUGCCUUCCAGCCAAACACUCAAAGAUCCACAGAGACAGAGCGCACACUCUCACAUAGAAAGACGUGAGGAAAAAGUCAAUUUCACCUUGUUUCACUUUCAUUUCAGCCCAGUACGAUCCAGCUCGUAAGUAAAACAUCUUUUCUUUGAGCCGCAAGAAACAAAGCCGUGGUGAAGCGUCACUCACAUGGAGGUCUGAUGUGGACCUUUGUUACAAGUUUAGCCUGAAAAUCCCAACUUGAGCUGACUCCUUCACAAUAAAAGACCCUCCUGUGAGCACACGCAAUACAAAGUGUGGCAUAUCUCACGUUUGUCAUGAGUCCUCAUGAUGAGGAUCAGCCAAAUGAGACCUCAAGUGUGCUGACUCAUCAAGAAGGUAUCCUAGUCAGGAAGUAGAAGAGCAGCACUCUGCUUCUUCAUGUUUCCAAGUCACACCUCAAAGAUCUGAUGUGAGUGACGAGGCACCUUCUGGAUGUUCUUCCUUCACCGUUUACGUUUGUCCCGCAGCUCAAGAAGGUGGCGGCUGAAGGCUGAGUAAGUCUGCACCUCCAAAUGUUCUUGUGUGAAGAUGAUGUUCAACUUGCUUCUGUUGGGAAUGUGCUGAGUCAUCUUCUUCCUCCAGGAUGCUUUGUGCACUGGAACACAGAGAGAUGUCUCCAUCGCUGAGGGACGUCAUGGAGAUGUGCUUUGUUCUUCAUCCCACUGCUCCUCACGCUAUUCCAUCUAUUCUUCUUUGGCCGUUAAAAUACUUUCAACAUCAAACGUUGGUGGCUAGAAAAUCAUUCGGGGCUCACGUUUCAUGGCCUUGACAUCAUGACGAGGAUUUCUUCUUUCUUUGAAUGGCCGCUGCUUAUGAUCAAUAUCACAUUGUGUCACAUCUCUGUCAAU
Nerophis lumbriciformis (worm pipefish) is the source of this 1812-nucleotide messenger RNA. Lineage: Eukaryota; Metazoa; Chordata; Actinopteri; Syngnathiformes; Syngnathidae. The record is from RefSeq and is a predicted model, not a curated record.